Messenger RNA from Cataglyphis hispanica, 7231 nucleotides. RefSeq names its product protein PF3D7_1417600. The record is from RefSeq and is a predicted model, not a curated record. NCBI's taxonomy places the organism in Eukaryota, Metazoa, Arthropoda, Insecta, Hymenoptera, Formicidae.
GCUGCGGAGAAGGGAUAACGGUGUCCUCGGUUCGUGAUUUGCGCGCUGCGCGUGCAUCGCGCUUCCAUUGGCCGGGUUACCUGGGCGGCCGACGAAUCAGCCAUUCAUUUCUGAAACUCCGCGCCAACGGCGCUAGUAAAACCCUUCCGAGAGGAAGAGAGACAGACUAACGGAACAAGGGAUGAAAUGUACGCGCGCGCGCCAGAAAGAAAGAGAGAGAGAGAGAGAGAAUGAGUAUCGAAGUUUCGAUGUUUCGAAUGCGCUCGACAUCGAUAGCCGCUGCCGCGCCAACAUCGUGCACGUCCUCGCGACAGUACGGUGGCCGAUGUCCUCGCGUGUCGCAGGAAUCGCAGCGAGCGAGACGAGCGAAGGGAGAACGAAGGGGAAACGCGGAGAGAAAGUGACGCUAGAACCGUAACAAGAUAAAAAAAAAAUAAAUAAAAUAAAAGCAUAGAAAUAAAAAAAAGGAAGAGAAGCGAAGCGCCAGUCGGUGAUGACCGAUAGUGGUAGUGGUAGUAGUGGCGGCGGUGGUGGUGGUGGUGGGGGGUGAUAGCGGCGACGAGUGGGGCGCGGAGUACGCUCUCUCGCGGUAGUUGCGCCAAGCGUCAGUGUCAAUAUGGCCGUUGACGUGAGCGCAGUAUGCGUAAAGACGUGGACGCGAUAGUAGUCUCGAUUCGAUCCCCCUAACAUGAGGUAUACUACGACCAGGAGGGACGCUUUUACGUAAUAUAUACCACCCCCGGACGUACAAACGGACGUACCCGGCGACGUACAAAAUGAACUGCGCCGCGCCGAAGGUGGCGGCAGCCGCGAACGGUGAGCAGAUCGGCGUGGUACAAGAUAUCAAAAACGCAAUGUUUAACAAUGGAGGAUCUAAAAUAAACAGUGACGACGCCAAAUCAACAGUUAUAGAAUUAUUCCCAUGGGUCUCAGAAUUUAAGAAAAUGUGUAAAUGUAUAUACGCAGACAAAAGUAUGGCUUCUUUGGCAGAGCUUAUGCAGUAUUAUAUCAGAAAUGUAAGUAUUAGUGUGAAUGAAUGUUAUACAAAGCCUUUAAAAGCAGCCAAGCUGAAGGAUUCUAUUAGUGAAACUUUAUUUUUAUUCUUAUAUAUCUAUCGCGAGCUUUCUGAGGACCGUAAUAGAUCUAUUUACUUAAAUAACAUGUCCGAUUUAUUGGCAUUGUACAUAGAUAUGGAAUUAAAAGCUUCAAGAAAAAGUAAAGAAGAUCAUAGUAGAAUUUGUACAAGACUUAUUUCUUGUCUUUAUAUAUAUCUAGAACAUUCUACCGAGCAUUUGUUAGAUACUUUGAUAAAAAUACAGUUUAUGUGCCGGGGUUAUCACCGUAUUUUAGAUCCGAUAAUGAAAAAAAUAACUAAUAAAAUUCCAGCGCAUCCCGAAUCAAAUAUUAUGUACAUUCGUUACCUUCUUAUUUAUUAUCUUUGGAGAAAGGUAAAUAGCGAUAUGGCCGUGAAAAGUCAAAUUACUACAACCGCAAUUGCCUCUUUGGGAGCACCACCAGCUGCUUUCCCACCGUGCGUGUUAGAAGAUGUAUUACCAAAAGUGCCAAAGUGUCAACCAAAUCCAGCAAGAUACCUAAUGCAGCAGAAAUUUGACAUAAGGAAAUGUUGCGAAUUAUUUAUACAAUUCUGAGAGACCAGAGAAGGUAUAUGGCAGAAAAAAAGUGAAAAUACAACUAUUACUCCAAACUUAUCCAAGAAAACUGCGUCACAACAGCUGGAAGUUACAUCACGCGAAAAUGAAAAUUUGGAUUGUAUAAAAAAUAAGUCCAAUCUUACUUCCUCGAAUAAGAUUACACAAAAUGACUCUGUUUUAUUAGAUAAUUUAAAAAUUUCAAAUUUAACAGAACAAACAAAUAUUAAACCUUUAGGCACGAUUUCUACAAAUAUUUCUGUAGCACGGAAUAUUCUUAAGCAAAUAAAACCAAAAGUGCUUCCACAAAAGAAGGCUAAAAAAUCUAAUAAAAUUGUAAUAAUUGAUCUUACGACUGAUAUUGCUUUCGAACAAUGUAUAAAGAAGAGGAAAUCAAGAAAAGUUGCAUGGCUUGAAGAAGCUAAGAGAAAACUCGAUACAAAAGCGAUAAGAGCGUCACAGAAGAUUAAGAAACAGCAGAUGAUAGAGAAUGUAACCUCCUUGAAGAAAAUGGCUCUCGAUCAGCAAUUAGAAGAUUUUCUUCAAUCCAUAUCUGCCACAGAAAAUACAUGUUUAAAAAAUAAUUCGAAUGCAUCUACAAUAUGGGACAUAAAGUUAAAUAAUGAUAAAAUGAAAUCAAUACAAUAUUUUGAAACAGAAUAUAAAAGUACAUCAGUUAAUGGUAACACAAUAUCUACAACACAAUUAACGGAUAUGAACAGCAGUGACAAAAGUAAAAUUGUUGGGAUAUCCCAAACAGUCUCUUCUUCUGUAAUCGUUGAUAGUCCACAGUCUAAUAAAUCUAAAAUUUUUACAAAAUCGUUAUUGGAUGUUUCAAAUAACACUAAUAACAUUAGUAAAUGCAAUGAUGUUAAUACUACUUUGGAGACAAAGAAUGAUGAAAAGAUGAACAAUAGAUAUAAUGCACAGACUGUGAUUAAACGACUGCUAGAAAAAGAUACUCCGCCUGAAAGUGAAACAUGUAAAAAAGUUGAAAGUUUAAGGAAAAUCUGUGAUUUAGGAACAGAGCACUCUAAAACUGUAAAUAUUCUUCCCGCGAUAUAUACCCAAAAUUCCAAAGAUGAAGAUGUUGAUUCUAAUAAUGCUAAUUAUCUUAGUACAACUAAAGAUAAAUCGUUGUAUGUAAUUUCGUCUUCAGUACAUAUGCAUUAUACAAAUAAUGAAAAAGAUGAAACGAUUGACAAAACAAUAGAUGAUUUCAUUGAUAAUGAAAAAUCUAUGCAAGAACAUAUUCAUAAAUUAAUAAGUAACGAAACACAGUGUCUGAAAUCAAUUACAGUCGAAGAUGAAUUAAAUAAAGAAAAAUAUGCAGUUUCCACAAUAGCAGUUGAAACUUUUACUAAGCCAACUAUAAAUAAUCCAGAGGCACCAAUAAGUGAUGCAAUAGAAUCUGAACGGUUACAACAUUUAUGCAUUACUGAAAAUAUAGAGCAACCAAAGGAGUCUGAAUCUCAGGAUGAAUAUGUAUCAGCAAGACACAAUAUUGCAAAUAAUACUAUAAGUCUUAGUAUAAAGGAUGAAGACCAUUCUAAUGUACAAACAGAUUUAGAAGUUGGUACUUGCAUCGAAAUAAGCGAUAACAUAAGAAAUAGUAAAGCCUCUAAUCAUAAAAUCAGAGAAACUAUUUUUGAAAAUUGCACAGCUGAUAAGAAAAAUAUUUCUAAUAUCUUCAAUACGUCACUGUGUUCAAAAAAAGAAGAGGUUAAUGAUGAAAAGAAUAUCGAUCUAAAAACAGAUGAUAAAGAAAAUGAAGAACUCAAACCAAAAAGGAAUUAUGAUAAAGAACAUAAUGUAGAAGAAUUAAAAAACUCUUCUGUAUUGCAUACUAAAGUUGAUGAGAAAGAUCAUAAUUUUGACCAAACACAUGAUCAUAAACUGAAGAAGCUUAAAAUAUCUCACACGAGAAGUAUUCGAGAUUCAUCAGAAGAUAAAUGUAUCAUUCAAGAUGCAGAAUUACAGGAUAAUAUAGAUGGGCUUUCAUUAUUAGCCAAUGUUAUCGCAAGUCAACAAGUAUCUCAUCUAAAAACUGAGCGUGAAUUGCAAUGUGAACAAAUCAAAGUUAAAGAUUAUGCAUUGUUAAGAAAUUCUUAUAAUCAAACUACUGACGAUGAAGUCAGUACCAACGACUUAUCGAAUACAGUUUCUCAAAUUUUGGAAAAUCCAACUGCUGACGUAAUCAAUAAAAUAGUUAGAAUUUAUCCAGAGGACGCAUUGGACAAAGUAGCGCUUCAUGUUGAAGUGACAUCGACAACUGAUAUAAAUCCCGUCGAUCCUCGCAUAAACAAUUCGAGCAAUAGCGUUCCGCAUAUCGUUGAAACCACUAUAAAUUACGAAACGGACACGUUGUCUAAUAAUUUAAACAUGGCAGAAAAUAAUGUGCAGUCGAUAAAGGAAAAUACGAACGUUAUAUUAAAUGGGGAAACAGUUGUGCUCUUACAAAAAUCUCCCAAUAGCAAUUUGUACAUCAUCAAUAAAGCAGUGGAAAAUGCACGCGAUCACAAUAGCGACGAUGAGAAUUGUCCAGUAAAAGAGAAAAAUUGGAUGAUCCCACCGGAGGAUUGUGCAUCAUUUGAAGUCGUUAAUAUGUCAGAGCACAUUUCUUUUAAUUUGGAUCUGCCGCAAUAUGGCAAAGAAUUAUCAUGCCAAGAAAAUAAAUUUUCUGUCGGCAGGAACAAGAGUAUAAAAAUCGAACCCGAGGAAAAAAGUUUAAUGAGUAUCACAGAGAUGAAAUCUUAUGGUAAGAAAGGUUCAUUGUCGGCCGACGUGACAUUACCUGCGACAUCGCAAAUUUAUCAGGACACGAAUGUUGCGAAUGUGAGCAUCAGCAGCAAGUCGAUCGAUAAACGAAAAUCCAAAUCCAUCCUUACUUAUAGACAAAAUAUUAAACAAGAGUUUAGCAAUCAUAUUACACCGAAUUGCGGAAUACAAGGAUGCAACGGAAUACAUACGCAUCCGCAUGAAGUGAUUGAUUCGCAGCAUUCGUUACAUAUUCCAGUCACUCAUCCCACAACGAUAUCCUCGAUUUAUGGGAAUUGUGCUGCCGGUACAGAUCUCUGUAUGCCAUAUCACAAGCAUUGCACUUCCGUGUCGUGUAGUCUACAAAUUAAUUCCACUACUUCGCUCCAUUCCCAUACGAAAUCUGCCAAUUCAUGCGGUAGAUCGCACUGCUCAUGCCUAAAUUGUACGUACGAUAUAGUCACGCAUUGCAGACAGUGUAUACACCCUGCCACAGAUUCCCAUGUGUCUUGUAUUGAAAGUAAUUCUUAUUUUUUGCCCGCGCAUUCGUCAGUACAAACAUCCGCCGUCCAAGAGCACGAUAGGACAAAAAGCGAAGCGGUAAUAAGUAAACUGUAUGACGAUCAAAUAUUGCGUAAAAUAGAGCAAAGAGUAUCGCUACAAAAUAAUACGUUGGAGAAACUGGACGUGCAAAGAGAACCGGAUAAGUUAUUCAAGAAAGAUAUGGAGAACAAAUUGCCGCUGAAGAAGAGAUUGAAGGCUCAUGCCAUGAUGUCCAUGGUGUAUGAAAAGGUACCCAUCAAGGCGGAAAAAUUGGAUAACUAUCCUGGAAUUCCCAUGAUAUCCAUAGCAGCCUUGGAAGCAUUAGAUAGUGCACAGAAACAUCCCACACAAAUUAUUAAAUCAUCAUAUGAAUUAUCCCCUACUGAAGAAGAGAAUAAUCCACAUGGUAGUUAUCAUUUCAAUUCGAAUAUAGUGCGGAGGGAUUACUGCAAGGAUAUCCACAUUUCUAAUGCACAUCACAAUCUUGCGAAAGAAAGUACAAGAAAUCACGAGCGCCAGUUUCGACCGAACGGUGAUCAGACUAACACAGUGUGUCUAAAACGUUGUCAAGACAGAACAUUUAAAACUCCUGCGCAGCGUAGAGAUAUAACAGCAACGGAUCCGACAUCUCUGAAACGUAUAACCACAGAGACAAUGGAACAGGAUAACACGUGUAAGAAGGCGAAAAAAAUGCAGUCAUCUAUUAGACAAACGAGAAGCUCAAAAAGAAACGUUCCUAAGGUAAAUUAUUGUUACACCGAUGUUGAUCCAGAAUGGAAUCCGUCCGGUGAGUCAAAACGAAGGCGUAAGAAGACUAGUCGAUGAUCAAUACUAUUUCAUUAUGAGAAGUCACUGCUGUAAAAAAAAAGAGAAGAAAAACGAUCUAUAUAGAUCGGAAUAUGGAUAAAUGUGUUCUUCAAGCUGUGUGGCACUGUAAAUUUGUAAAUAUAUGUACAAAGAAAAGUGAAAAAAAUCUCGUCCUAGGAAGAAUUUUAGAGAUAGACCGUUCAGCGUGUUCAAGAUUAGUAUCAGCAAAGAGAUAGAUUAGCUGCAUAGAAGAUUCUGCAUAAAAUAUUUUUGAUGUUUAGUUAGAUAUCGCUAGAAGCAAGUUGUAGAGAAUUUUAUUCCAUUAAACGUCAUCUCUACCUUGCAAUAUUGUACAUUAUAUAAGGCUUUGUAAGAUAAUAUUUGUAUGUUAAUAUUUAAAUUUUAAUAUUUUGCCGCGUGGUUGCACAGCUACGUCUGUCAUUAACUAUAAUUUUUUUAAUCAAAAAAUUCUUUUUUUAAAUUCCUAUAAAAUAAGAUUAAAGUUUCUAUAUAGUUUUUCGUAAUAUGUAUAUAUAUAUGUAUAUAUAUAUAUAUAUAUAUAAUCAAUGCCAAACACACAGAAACUUAUGAAAACAAAGUAAUAUUGAAGUAAUAUCAUUUUUGAGGUUCCUGAAGAAAAUAAAUAUAGAUUCAGGAAUGUAAUACGACCAGAUUGAUAAUUGAAAAAAUUAUGAGUGUAUAAAAUUUAAAAUCCAACUUCUCUAAAAACACAUACAGGAUACACCAUGUGCCAGGAACAUAUUUACAUAGAUUAAUUACCCGCUUAGACUCUUGAGUAACUUCGAGCAAGUGUUUAAUGCAAGCACAUAAUGUCAAUAAAUUCGCCGAAUGGUGCAAAAUUAUUUGUAUUGCCGUACAAUUAUAAAAACUGAAAAUGUUUAACUUUUUUUCGACUUUGUAAUCUGCCCUCUUAUAUAUAUAGAGAGAGAUGCAGUCCUAUAUAUUAUAUAUAUCGGAAAAAAGCUAUUGUUUAAUAUAAAUUUAUACAUACAGGUACCUAUCAAAGGAAGUAGAGUAGUUAGUCAGUCGCGAUUCAUAAAACAACAAAAAACUUCAGGUCUCUUAGAAAAAAGAAAAGAUAGUAUGCUACAUAUAAUUGUGAAAGUAUUCCAUAUAUUUUUCUUGUACGAGUGUCCAUCUUUCGUUCGUAAAAUACGAGCCAUGUGUGCGGUAUUCUAAAAAAAAAAUUUAAUGAUCUAAUCGAGCUUGAUAAAUAAAAUGAAAUUGAGGCAUGCAAGAAAAAUGCACAAUUUAGAUAUUGUAUAGUUACCAAGAUAGAAAAGCUUUACAACUAGCAAGCAUUGUGUAGCUUGUUCCUAUAUUCAAUAUUUCAGUUUAUAUAUCUGGAAUCUUGCUUUAAGAACUGAUUAAUAUUAAUAAUAUAUAUACAUAUAUAUAUAUAUAUAUAUAUAUAUAUAUGUGUAUAUGUAUGUGUGUGUGUGUGUGUGUGUGUG